AAUAUUUUUGUUAUUACAGGAGAAUGGGUUAUACUAUGACCCUAAGACGGGAACGUAUUUCUUCUAUGACCAUAACACGCAGUCAUACCAGUUUCAUUCUCAAGUUCCUGUGGAAGGAGGGUCGGCCGGAAAUUGCAGUUCAGACAAGCUAGAAAAUGUCAGUGGAGGUCAUGACGCCAUGAAUUCUGGAAACUUUUCCUCCAUGAAUUACCCAGAAAACCAAGGAGAAGUUCCUCCAUCCAUAAGGUUAAUGGUUACAGAGAGUGGAGUGGACAAGGUUAAAGUGGGUGAACUCCAUAUAGUAACCAUGAAUGGUGGUAAAGUUGGAAGGAAUCCUGAAAACUUGAUUCAGUUGUUGGACGUCAAUGUUAGUAAGGAACAUGCUGAAUUUGUCUAUAGAUCAGAUAGCCCUGAUGAUCAUCAUUACUUCAUCAAAGAUCUUGGUAGUAUUCAAGGAACUUACAUCAAUGGCACUUGUAUAUGCAUACCAGGGGAACCUAGCGAUGAAAUUGAGGUGGGGCAUGGUUGGGAAAUACAGUUUGGAUCAAUCAAGAUGAAGUGCCACAUUCACCCAGGAUAUUUAAGCUGUAAUGAAUGUGAACCAGGAAUAGUUCGAGCAAGUCAACCACAGCUAAAGGGUGAGUUCCAGAAAGUGAAACCAUCAGUGGAGAAGACUCGAUUGAAAGUUUUGAAAGCCAUGAAGAAAAAGUAUGCAUAUGGGGCUGGCAUGCCGCCACAACUUCCUUCAGAGUACGAAGACCGUGCUAAGAAAAGACGAAAGGAAAAAGGUUCAGACAACCCUUACGAAAAAACAGAGGUUGCGUCGACACAAACAGAGUUGAAGGAUACGAACAAAGGGUUUGAAAUGCUGAAGAAAAUGGGAUGGUCAAAAGGUGAUAGCCUUGGGAAGUCUCAAUCUGGCAUCACUGCACCAAUUGAAGCUGCAAGCAAUGUCGGUCGAGGGGGACUUGGCUUUGCCUCUGGGUUACCGCCACAGAUGCCCGUCGACAUCAAGCGAAAGAAGAUCCUCGAUGUCACGGUGCAACGCUUUAAGAAACUGUAAUGUUGACGUGGUUUGUGAUGUUUGUAUGAUUAUCUACAUAAAGUACGUUUUGUCA
Molecule: messenger RNA, 1118 nt
Organism: Macrobrachium nipponense
Lineage: Eukaryota; Metazoa; Arthropoda; Malacostraca; Decapoda; Palaemonidae
Product: angiogenic factor with G patch and FHA domains 1-like
Exons: 8
Coding region: 179-1063 (294 amino acids)
Molecular function (GO): nucleic acid binding; protein binding
Source: RefSeq, a predicted model, not a curated record